AGGCAGACGUCUAGUAACUUACAUAUCUAUGAUGACUUCCGCUUGACGUGUUACUCAAACGGAAGUGGCGUUGUUCAUCAAUAAACAAGAGGCCGAAAACGUUUCCUUUCUGGACCUGGAAAUACGUGGAACUUUUUAAAUAGUGUGAACGGUCAACUCGCUGACAGACUGAGUGAGGAUCCUCAACCGCCAAGAUGGGUGAGAGGAAAGGAGUUAACAAGUACUACCCUCCAGACUUCGAUCCAGCCAAGCAUGGGUCUCUCAAUGGCUACAGGAACAGUCACCCACUGCGUGAGAGAGCCAGGAAACUCUCCCAGGGCAUCCUUAUCAUACGGUUUGAGAUGCCCUACAAUAUCUGGUGCGAUGGCUGUAAGAACCACAUUGGCAUGGGAGUACGAUAUAAUGCUGAAAAGAAGAAAGUGGGGAAUUACUACACUACACCUAUAUACAGGUUCAGGAUGAAGUGUCACCUGUGUGUGAACUACAUCGAGAUGCAGACCGACCCGGCCACCUGCGAUUAUGUCAUUGUCAGCGGCGCACAACGCAAGGAGGAACGCUGGGACAUGGCGGACAACGAGCAGAUCCUCACUACAGAGCACAGUGAGAAGGAGAAGCUGGAGACUGACGCCAUGUACAAGCUGGACCACGGGGGGCGGGACAAGGAGAAGCUACAGGCCGCCCUGCCCUCCCUCUCCGAGCUGCAGGAGAUGCAGUCCACCUGGAAGGACGACUUCCAGCUCAACAGUGCCCUCCGCAGGAAGUUCAGAGUUGAGAAAAAGGUGAUGGCAGAGGAGGAGGAGAAGGACAAGGUGGUGCGGAAGAGAACAGGUCUGUCCAUCCCACUGCUGCCAGAGAGAGAGGAGGACAAGAGACUAGCAGCUCUGCUGACCUUCCAGAGUCCUGACUCGUACGACGACCGGCAGCAGAGCAAGCGCAAGGAGAUCUCCUUCCGCUCGUGGUUCCGCCCCGCCGGGGGCUCGCAGAAGGGCGCGGCCGGCAGCCUCCUCCAAAAGCUGGCCCUGGCGGGGAAGGGGACCCCCUUGCGAGCGCCGGUCCCCCCCGCCGCCGCCGCCGGCGCCCUCAGCCUCAUCCGCAAGAAGGCCGAUAACGGCGCGCCGCAGGCCUCCGCCACGGCGGCCCGCAGGCACUCUGACCCCGGGGGGACCCAUUUCACCGUCGCGCAGCCCAAACAGGAAGCGGAGGAGGCGGCUGAGAGCGAGGCACGACCAGGUUCGGACGCCUCCGCGUCGGACACUUUGGAAGGGGGUGAAUGCUCUGGAGCCGCAGGGACUUCUGGGAUAGAGGAGGACAGUGAGAAGCACUCGAGCAUUGUGAGGUCUCUGGUUGCAGACUACAGUGACUCUGACUGAACCAGGGUGCUGAGUCAGCCCAGAGGACACAGGGCUGCACUGUACAGUGACUGGUGGGAAGGAACUGGAACUCGAUUUAAUUUUGCACGUGAUCUACUUUCACAGUAUGACUGUACUAAAAUUGCAAAGCUAUGGACAGUGUAAUUAUUAAACAGAACGUUCUGGAAGAGUGGGAUCUCCAAGCCUAUGUGAGGGUGGUAACAGUCUUUCAUCAAAGUGUUUGUCACUGUCUGAGCUCUGUAUGGAUAUCUGUAAUAUACCAUUAAGAGCUCAUGCUUGUGCCAUUCAGAAGCUUUAUUUAAACACACUGUUUGGUGUACUUAUCUUUCAUUGACGGUUUUAAAAAUGUUUUGUGUAAUAUAUUCAGAACAUAAAAGACUUCACAUGUAGGCUUUCUGUGUGGUUUGAAAGGAGAGAGAGAAAUAUAUUGUGACGGAUUGCUCUGAUUGGUCUGUCAGCACCAUGAAACGGGCCUGCAGUUAUCAUUGGGAUUUCAACAUUGGGGCUGUAAAAUCUUAAAUGCUUGAUGAAAAUCCGCUUCAAGAAAGAAAUCAUAUAUGGGGGAUAAUACUUCCUUGUUUUUUUUUCAUUUUUAUCUUUUGCUGAGAACUUAAUUUGCAAAACAACAAAAUUCAGCUGAUGCAGUAGAUGGCUGCACAUCUCCCUCUAGUGGUUGUCGUAAAGUUCACGUGCUUAGUGAAAAACCGACUGUCACUGGCAGUUUCAUGUCUUCCUUUCAACGCCAUGUCUUUUCAAGUCCAGCUAUAGUUAGCACCCUGCUGUACUUCCCAUUGACAGAGUGAACUUUCAACGCCAUGGCGACUUUUCAAGUUAUAGUUAACUUAUAGCUAUAGCUGGAACCCAGCUGUACUUGUAUACAAAUGUCCCUUGUAUGAGAAAUCAAAAGUGCAAGAGUGAAAUUUCUGAGUGAAAUCCUAAAAAUGUCAAUCAAACUAUUUAGCACAUUAUGGCAUGAGGGUACAUGAGGUCUGUGCUUCAUGUUGCUGGCCAUAUCUGGACUUGAGCUCGCAUUUUAUCAGUCAAGCUUACAUUAUGUCAUUGUCAGAAUCCCAUUUGGGUGAACGCAAUGCCUAUGAAUAGCCCUCACGUCUUACACUGUCCUAUGCCUUUUAUCACCUGCACAGCGUCGUUUGCAAAUUGUUUUUUUUUUUCUCCAUUCAUGUUUUUCCCAUUCUUUCUUUUUUAUGGCACUCAGCCUUUGUUCGCUCUUUUCCGUCUCUUUUUAAGCCUUGCCUUCUUCCUCAGUUGCUUGGAUUCUUCCUGCAGCUGGUUCAGCGUUUCCUGUAAGAUGGGCGGAAACGUUAAUUGUUGCGUGCUAAACACGCGGCAAAUUCUGCUAUCGAUUCAGUUCAAACGUCGAUUGUGUACGUAACUCUGAAAAAUGUGUUAGGCGUCACAAACUGGUGACUGGAUGGGCUAAGGGCAAAUUACCUGCACUUUACCUUUAGCUCCCUGAUUUCUCAUUUCGUUAAGGACACUAUGCUUUGGGAUUGCUUUGUCUGCUCCUCCAGUUCUUUCCCUCUAAAAUGUACCAUUUUGCUCAGUUCUGAAAUAGUCCCGCAAAAGAACUCAAAGAGUUUUGUUGUUUGGUUGUGAAGUUUGUUUUCUUUCACUACAAAAAUAAAAUAAAAGUCAUGUCA
Anguilla rostrata (American eel) is the source of this 3031-nucleotide messenger RNA. RefSeq names its product YJU2 splicing factor homolog B (gene yju2b). The coding region runs from base 195 to 1370 and encodes 391 amino acids. The transcript is spliced from 10 exons. Gene Ontology annotation, cellular component: post-mRNA release spliceosomal complex; U2-type spliceosomal complex. The record is from RefSeq and is a predicted model, not a curated record. Gene Ontology annotation, biological process: mRNA splicing, via spliceosome. Lineage: Eukaryota; Metazoa; Chordata; Actinopteri; Anguilliformes; Anguillidae.